AUGAAGUCAGCCGUUUUCCUCUACGUUCUUAGCACCGCCCUCGCGGCUCCAACCCGCACCAUCGAGGAGCGCCAGCUGUCUGCCCUGGGUGGUUCUAGCAGCGAUAGCGGCUUGGGUGCCCUUUCCUCUCUCUUCCCCGGCUUGGGUGGCUUUAGCGAUAGCUCGGAUUCUUCCAGCACUGGUGGUCUGCCUGAUCUAUCUAGUCUGACCGGGGGUUCUUCUUCAUCCAGCGGCCUGGGGGCCUUGUCUUCCCUCAUUCCCAGCAUGGGCGGCGGUUCCUCCACUGGCUCUGGUCUCGGAGCCCUGUCUUCUCUUAUUCCGAGCAUAGGUAGUGGUUCUUCUACCGGAUCUGGCCUCGGUGCUCUGUCGUCCCUCAUCCCCAGCUCUGGAAGCAGCGGCUCCUCUGGCCUCCCAGGUAUCGGUGACCUCUCCAGCCUGGGAAAACGACAGCUAGGCGGAUCAACCACCGAGAACGGAGUUACCAGCAAUCAGGGCUGCCAGCCGCUGACCUUCAUCUUUGCCCGUGGUAGCACUGAGAUGGGCAACAUGGGCUCUGUCGUCGGACCCGAAGUGGCCUCCGCACUCAAGUCUCAGUUGAACAACAAGGUCACCGUGCAAGGUGUUACAUAUGAUGCUGGAAUCGCAAGCAAUGCCGAGAUGGGUGCCAAUGGCGGUCCCGUUAUGGCCAAGCUGGUUAAGCAGGCUCUUAGCCAGUGUCCCAAGACCAAGGUCGUUGUUGGUGGUUAUUCCCAGGGCUCCAUGGUUGUCCACAAUGCCGCAAGCAGCCUUAGCUCCGGCCAGAUCAGCGCUGCAGUUCUCUUCGGUGACCCAUUCAAGACUCAGGCUGUUGGAAAGGUUGCUAGCAGCAAUGUUAAGGAGUACUGCGCCUCCGGUGACCCCGUCUGUGAGAAUGGAUUCAAUGUCAUGGCUCACAUCACUUACGGCAGCGAUGCGAAGGAGGCUGCCGCUUUCCUGAUCAAGGCUUCCGGGGUCUCAUCUUCUUAG
Penicillium waksmanii is the source of this 1005-nucleotide messenger RNA. Its product is annotated as carbohydrate esterase family 5 protein. Gene Ontology annotation, cellular component: extracellular region. Gene Ontology annotation, biological process: carbohydrate catabolic process. The transcript has a single exon. Bases 1 to 1005 code for a protein of 334 amino acids. Gene Ontology annotation, molecular function: cutinase activity. The record is from RefSeq and is a predicted model, not a curated record. Lineage: Eukaryota; Fungi; Ascomycota; Eurotiomycetes; Eurotiales; Aspergillaceae.